Monopterus albus (swamp eel) is the source of this 2008-nucleotide messenger RNA. RefSeq names its product methylsterol monooxygenase 1 (gene msmo1). The record is from RefSeq and is a predicted model, not a curated record. Gene Ontology annotation, molecular function: oxidoreductase activity; iron ion binding. Gene Ontology annotation, biological process: lipid biosynthetic process. The transcript is spliced from 6 exons. Lineage: Eukaryota; Metazoa; Chordata; Actinopteri; Synbranchiformes; Synbranchidae. The coding region runs from base 185 to 1060 and encodes 291 amino acids.
CUCCAUUCAGUUAACCAAUCAACGAGGCCGCCCGGCCCCCAACGUUAGACGCCUUCUCUUCUUGGCCCAUCAGGGUUUAUCAAUAUUACUGCACUUCACCACGUCGGGUGCCACUCGCUCAGGUAGACGGGACGUACCGCAGAAGAGUCUCCUCUUCAGACCUGCAGCCACCUUGCAGUCCACGAUGGCAGUGAAUGGUACCGCACACAUCUUGAGCUCUGCCUACCUUGCAGUGGAAUACAUAGAUGCGGUGCUACCAGAAAACCCCCUCCAGCCCUCUUUGAAACAGGCCUGGAACUACAUGUUGGACAACUACACCAAGUUCCAGAUUGCCACCUGGGGUUCUCUCAUCAUGCAUGAGUUCCUCUUUGUCCUCUUCUGCCUGCCGGGUUUCCUCUUCCAGUUCAUGCCCUUCAUGCAGAAAUACAAGAUCCAACAGGACAAGCCAGAGACCUGGGAGAAACAGUGGAAAUGUUUCAAGGUGCUGAUAUUCAACCAUUUCUGUAUCCAGCUACCUUUGAUCUGUGGGACUUACUACUUCACUGAGUUCUUCAGCAUCCCUUAUGAUUGGGACUCCAUGCCACGCUGGUCAUACCUCCUGGCUCAGUGCUUUGGUUGUGCUGUUGUUGAGGACACCUGGCACUACUUUGUCCAUCGCCUGUUGCAUCAUCGCAGGAUCUACAAAUACAUUCACAAAGUCCACCAUGAAUUCACCGCUCCGUUUGGCAUGCAAGCAGAAUACGCCCAUCCUGCUGAGACUCUCAUCCUGGGCACUGGUUUCUUCAUCGGCAUCAUAAUCUCCUGUAACCAUGUGUUCUUCCUCUGGGCCUGGUUGGCUUUCCGCCUACUGGAGACCAUAGAUGUCCACAGCGGUUAUUACAUCCCUCUGAACCCGCUCCACCUCAUCCCAUUCUAUGCCGGUUCUCAUUUCCACGACUUCCACCACAUGAACUUUACUGGAAACUACGCCUCCACCUUCACCUGGUGGGACAAGCUACUGAAAACAGAUGACCAGUACAACAAGUACAUGCAGAAAGAGGAAGACAAGAAGGAACAUUAAAGUUCACACUAACACAUCUGGUUUGUCAGGAGGAGAGAAGAUGGUCUCACGGUGAGCACACAGAGUGUCUGCGUGCCUCUUAAAAAUGCACACACUAAAGGUGUCUUUUAAGUGAACCAGCACUUCUUUAGUUUGAUUCCAGAUCAGUUUGUUGACUCCAGGCUCCCCUCUGUGCCUUUCUGCAAAAUAAGUGUUGUUGUAUGCCUCUGACAACAGCUGAAUAACAAAAAAAACAUCAAAAACAUUUUGAUUUGUCUUUAUGAUCAGUUACUUUGCUUGGCCUUUGAAUGGGGAAAAGGCUGUACCAUGGUUUUCUUGUGACACUCUUGUGUAUGCCUCUGAAUGUCUCAGCACUUUAGCACUUCCUCUUGAAGUUAAACUGAGUCACAGUCACACUGUUUUUACUCUGUUAAGAUGCAGUUCAGUGGAAACUGUCUAAUCUCAGUGGCAACUUCUGAAAGAAGUCAGCCGUGUUUGAUGCAAAUCCAUGUAAAUGUUUGAGAAAAGGGGGCUGGUUCAUACAGAACAAUUUAGACUGAUGAUAAAUGGUUUUAAUUUUUACAAAAAUGAAGCCUUGAAGCUGCUUUGUUUUUCUCUUUUUGCCAUAUUAGAAUAACAUUUGAACAGGAAUUUGGGUUUGUUGAGCUGCUUUAUUGAUUGAAUGUGAUCAGAUCAUGACACAUUCAGUGUAGCACUGUAUUAUAUAAUUAUAUUAUAUAUAAUUGAUAUUGGUCAAAUUAUUUUCAUUUUAUAUUAUUCUUCAAGCUUCAUAUUUGUAAUAAUUUCUCCAAUUAUGUUGUGGAAUACUUCUGAUAUGCCUCAAGUACUGUUACAGGACAGAACAUAGCUGGACUUGGCUGCUGUUUGGGGAUAAAGAAAUGCAUCUCUACAGAAAUACCUAGCUGCUUUGUUCUUCUCUUUUUGCCACAUUAGAAUAAAAUAUUUGAA